Messenger RNA from Oncorhynchus masou masou (cherry salmon), 1693 nucleotides. RefSeq names its product ubinuclein-1-like. The transcript is spliced from 7 exons. Gene Ontology annotation, cellular component: nucleus. The record is from RefSeq and is a predicted model, not a curated record. Lineage: Eukaryota; Metazoa; Chordata; Actinopteri; Salmoniformes; Salmonidae. Bases 22 to 1362 code for a protein of 446 amino acids. Gene Ontology annotation, biological process: chromatin organization.
AGGCAGGCGAUCGACAAGGUGAUGCCGGAACAGAUCUCCCGUUACCACGACGACUGCCAGGCCCACGCCCAGGCCAGGGCCGCUAAGAUGGUGGAGGAGAGUAAAGAGCGAGAACAGAAGGAGAACACAGGAUCAGAGGAGGAUGAGGGGGAGGAGAGGAGUGGUAAACGAGUGGUGGGCCCCAGGAAGAAAUUCAGAUGGAACCAAGAGAUCAGGGAGUGCCUGUGCAGUGCUGUUCGGGUGAGGAUGGACCGAUUCGAAGUGGAGAAAGGUGAGACGCAGGGACCGGAGGAGUUCCUGAAAAGUUUCUUGGACACGGAGAUCAAAGCCCUCUGGCCUAAAGGCUGGAUGCAGCCCAGAGUGCUGCUGAAGGAGAGUAGAAGGGUCCACUGCCCCACUGCACCUCUACAGCAAGUGAAGAGGAGGUCUGUGAAGAAACAGUCCUCUUUGGGCGGUGCUCCAACUCUUCCAGGGACCUCCAGUGGGCCUGGGGAGCCUCAGGUUUUCCUAGGAGUUCAACCCCAGAACGGUUCACCUCUUCUGGGCUCAGGCGUAUCCACAACCCGCCAGAAUCUAGAUGACUCUCUGGACCAGGGUCACAUCCUCACACCCCCCUCUUUAGGGGUUGUGAAGGAGGAGCUACCUGAGCUGAGGGGGGAGGAGAGUUGCCGGCCAGAUUUUGGUUUCCCCAUCGCUGUGUUGACCCCCUACGAUGAUUUGAAGCCUUUGUCUGUCAGCAUGUCAGCCAAUGCCAACACACAUGCUCAGUCAACGACCGCGAACACACCCCCUCAGGCAAACACUCACUCCCAGUCUCCUCUGACCGUGCUCGCUAACCAGGCGCUGGCGCAAGUCCACAUCCACAAAGACUACAUUUCCCAGGGGCACCUAGCAUUGACGCAGGACCUUUCACUCCAGAAGAAGAAGAAGAAGAAACGGGUUUCUGAGGCGUCUGCACGGAGCUUGCCUGCUCCAGGACACAAACCCUCUCCAGGACACAAACCCUCUCCAGGACACAAACCCUCUCCAGGACACAAACCGGCUCCAGGACACAAACCGGCUCCAGGACACAAACCGGCUCCAGGACACAAACCGGCUCCAGGACACAAACCGGCUCCAGGACACAAACCGGCUCCUGGACUUCCUGGAAUCCCUCUACUCCAUGCCCUGGGUUUCCCGCUCUCCGACUUCGGACCAGGAACCAUGGGAACGCUGACCCAGUCACAACAUUCCAAAGACGCCCUGGUCACCGGCACCACUCCCGGAACGUUCCACCACGGACUCACGCACAAUGGCAGCCAGCUGGUGGGAGAGGGACCCAACGCUCAGAGAACUACAGUGAUCCAAUCCCUCCGACAGUGAACAUCGACAAUGGACACGUGCAUUACAAAUGGGGGGGGGGGGGGUUGUGAAAAAAUAAUAAUGAGAACUGGAUGUAAAGGCCUAUUGAGCCUGGAAUAAUGAUCUUGGAAACAAGACGUUGGAAUGUCUGAGCCCCUCCUGAACAGGUUAGAUGGAACAUUCCUCGUCAGCGAUGGGGUGAAACAUCUUCAAUGGGUCACAGAGCUGCAUGUGUAUCACUGGCUCGCACACUGGUGUUAUGAGGAACUUACUGAAUUGACUGUGCCAUAUUAACGUAUUAUUGAUAGUCUGGUCAUUCAAAUCAUGUAACCACAUUGGUAGCACGUUGUAA